Messenger RNA from Cannabis sativa, 2092 nucleotides. RefSeq names its product E3 ubiquitin-protein ligase At4g11680. Lineage: Eukaryota; Viridiplantae; Streptophyta; Magnoliopsida; Rosales; Cannabaceae. The transcript has 5 exons. The record is from RefSeq and is a predicted model, not a curated record. Bases 763 to 1875 code for a protein of 370 amino acids.
UCAGAGUAAAGUUAUAUUAUCUUGUUCAAAAAAACAAAAAGUAUAGUUUUAGUAUCCUUUAAUUUUAGGGAAUACCAAUCAUAAGAUACAUGUAAUUUGAAAAUCUGUAGUAUAAAAUCUGUGGCUGAGGCUAUGGACAUUCUCAAAAUCCUUCAACUCAGUACCUAUAAAUUAGCUUAAUGCUAUUACGGAGUCCGAUUACCUUCAGAUAUUCACAAUAAAUGCUUGGAUCACUCCUAUUUUGCUUUCAUUGACUCGGCUAAGUAAUGAAAUAGAAACAAUGAAUAAUCAGCCCAAAGACCAAAAUCUCAAUUAUCAAAUGAAUACUUACCAAAUAAGCAAAACCAAUCUGCAUAUUAUUAUGUUGAUACUAUAAUUAUUGUUAUUAUUCACACGCGGAGCCAAUUAAUGGACUAAGCAAUCGCUUGGCCCCAAUAGUUUCAAUUUCCAUUUCUAUGAAUUCAAAUUGAAAAAGAAAAAAAAAAAAUCGCCACUUCCUUCCAAAAAAAAAAAGAGACAGAAUUUAGUAAUUUAGCUCCAUUCUGACAUUUAAAUUUUCUUUCAACUUCAAAUAUUUUCAAAUGUUCAAAUUUGUGUACGAGCAAAUUAAGAGAAAAGAACAGUAUUUCUUCCUUUAUUACACUUGAUCCGAUUCUUUAAAACCCGAAAUUAUUAUGAAUUUUUCUUAUAAAAAUUUCACAAAAUCUACUUCAAGAUUUGAAUAAACACGUCCAUAGUAUAUAUAAUUCUCCGGCUGAAGUCAUGGACUCCGCGCCGUUACUGGGUAGCUCCAUAGGCCACAACAACCUCAUACGGAGUCGACGAGUUGUGCGCCGUACGCCGUUUUCGCUGCGUCGAGCGGCUCGGAUACUACGGCGCGCCAGCGGGAGCCGAAUGAUGCUCCGGGAGUCGUCGGUUCAGGUCCGAGAGAACGCGGCGGAGGAGCUCGAACAGAGGCAAAGCGGGUGGGCUCGCUCGAAAGCCAUAAUUUUGCUUGAUGUUUUGUGGAACUUGGUGUUUGUGGUUAGCGGUAUUGCUGUGCUGUGGCUGAGCAUGAACGAAAAGCCUUCCGUGCCGUUGAGACUAUGGGUGGUCGGCUACAUGUUUCAGUGUCUUUUUCACAUGGGUUGCGUCUUCGCGGAGCACGUGCCGGAGACGGAAGCGUUCCGGAGCAGUCGGGAUUGGGAAAGUAGUGGAAAUUGGAGUUCGAGUUCUGGGAGCGAUGUUGAAUAUUCAAUUGAACAGAGUGAGGCCGAUGAUAAUUCCAGUAUUCUAAAGCAUCUGGAGUCUGCAAAUACUAUGUUUUCCUUUGUAUGGUGGGCUGUUGGAUUUUACUGGGUGACUGCUGGGGGUGGAUGUUUGACUCGUGAUUCACCUCAACUUUAUUGGCUUUGUAUUACCUUUCUAGCUUUUGAUAUGGUCUUUGUCAUUCUAUGUGUUGCCAUCGCUUGUCUCGUGGGUAUUGCUAUUUGCUGCUUUCUGCCCUGCAUAAUUGCAAUUUUAUAUGUUGUAUCGGAUCAGGAGGGAGCAACAGAAGAAGAAAUUGAUAAUUUGCCAAAGUUCACAUUCCGCAUAAUGAGUGAUUCAGAGAUGGUUAAUGGGGAGAACAAAGAAUCUAUUCAAGGAGUAAUGAUCGAAUGUAACACAGAUUCGCCAACUGAACGUCAACUUUCUCAGGAGGAUGCAGAAUGUUGUAUCUGCCUCUCAGCGUAUGACGAUGAAGCCGAAGUGAGGGAGCUUCCAUGCCGUCACCAUUUCCAUUGCAGUUGCAUAGACAAAUGGUUACACAUAAAUGCUACAUGCCCUCUUUGCAAGUUCAACAUCUUGAACCUCAACAACAACAAUGAAAGUGACAGGAGUCACUUUAAUGUAUAGCAAGUUAUGUACUUGGUUUCUGACUGUUAGAGCCUUUUUUCUAUAUCUUAUUAUAGAUAAAUCGGGUUGCCUUUUGUGUAGGAGAUUCAGUUAUCCUGGCAAUAAUCUCUCUCUCUACUAUUUCUAAUGUAUACAUGUUAGUUAAAAGAAACAAUUCGUUUCCAAAGACUUAACUGAUGUUAAAAAAAAUAAAGAAAAAAACAAGACUUGACUGAGA